Molecule: messenger RNA, 1083 nt
Organism: Aspergillus piperis CBS 112811
Lineage: Eukaryota; Fungi; Ascomycota; Eurotiomycetes; Eurotiales; Aspergillaceae
Product: NAD(P)-dependent alcohol dehydrogenase
Exons: 3
Coding region: 1-1083 (360 amino acids)
Biological process (GO): D-sorbitol catabolic process
Molecular function (GO): zinc ion binding; L-iditol 2-dehydrogenase (NAD+) activity
Source: RefSeq, a predicted model, not a curated record
AUGGAGAACCCUUCUUUCGUGCUCCGCCAAAUCAAGGACGUGGUCAUCGAAGACCGUCCCAAGCCAGUCCUUAAAGACCCCCACGAUGUUAUCAUCCACGUGAAGCAGACCGGUAUCUGCGGUAGUGAUGUCCACUACUGGCAACGAGGCCGGAUAGGAGAUUACGUGCUGACUGGCCCCAUGGUUCUGGGCCACGAGUCCUCAGGCGAAGUCGUUGAAGUAGGAUCCUCUGUCUCACAUCUGAAGACCGGCGACCGUGUUGCCAUGGAACCUGGAGUUCCAUGCCGUCGCUGUAACCAAUGUCGCUCGGGCUCCUACCACCUCUGCGGCGACAUGAUCUUUGCGGCUACCCCUCCUUGGGAUGGCACACUCGCGAAAUACUAUGUCAAUGCUGCUGAUUUCUGCUAUAAAGUUCCCGACCAUAUGAGCAUGGAGGAGGCAGCCAUGGUAGAACCACUUAGCGUGGCUGUUGCUAUUGCUAAGACAGCUGAUCUGCGCGCCCACCAAACAGUACUUGUGUUUGGGUGUGGACCAAUUGGUGUUCUUUGCCAGGCAGUUGCCAAGGCACAUGGUGCAAAGAAGGUUAUUGGUGUUGAUGUAGUCCAGUCCCGGUUGGAGGUCGCCAAGUCCUACGGGGUUGACCAUGUGUUUAUGCCUGAAAGACCUGAAGACGGAGUGGAUCCUAUAGCCCAUGCGGAAAGGAUGGCGCAGAAGCUCAAGGAAGAGUGUGGGCUCGAUGGAGGCGCCGACGUGGUACUUGAGUGUUCCGGGGCAGAGCCCUGUAUUCAAAUGGGCGUAUUUGCUGCUCGCCAUGGAGGCACAAUUGUCCAGGCGGGAAUGGGCAAGGAGGUUAUUAACUUCCCUAUAACGGCUGUGUGCACUAGGGGAUUGGUGGUUAAGGGAUCUAUCCGGUAUUUGACUGGAUGCUACCCAGCUGCAAUUGAUCUAAUUGGGAAAGGCAUUGUUGAUGUGAAGAAGCUGGUGACGAACCGGUUCAAAUUCGAAGAGUCUGAGCAAGCGUUUGAAUUGGUCAAGGCUGGUCGACAAGAUGUUUUCAAGGUGAUGAUUGCGGGAGUUGUCUAG